AUGGAGUUCCCAGAACACAGCCAGCAGCUGCUGCAGAGCCUCCGAGAGCAGCGGUCCCAGGGUUUCCUUUGUGACUGCACCGUGAUGGUGGGUAGUACCCAGUUCUUGGCCCAUCGGGCUGUGCUAGCCUCCUGCAGCCCAUUUUUCCAGCUUUUCUACAAAGAGCGGGAACUGGACAAGAGGGAUCUGGUGUGUAUCCACAACGAGAUUGUCACAGCCCCGGCCUUUGGACUGCUUCUGGACUUUAUGUAUGCUGGCCAGCUGGUCCUGAGGGGGGAUACCCCUGUGGAGGAUGUGCUGGCGGCUGCCAGCUACUUGCACAUGAAUGAUAUUGUCAAGGUGUGUAAGCGGCGGCUGCAAGCCCGGGGCCUGGCAGAGGCGGAUAGUACCAAGAAGGAAGAAGAAACCAACUCACAACCCCCUAAUUUGGAAUUUUUGUCCAGCACUUCCCGUGGUUCCCAGGCUUCGCUGGCAUCAGCAGAGACAUCAGGGCACUGGGGCAAAGGGGAAUGGAAAGGCUCUGCAGCUCCCUCACCUGUCUGUCCUCCAGAUGAGCCACCAAUGCCAGCUGGGGCUGACACUACACAGCCUGGGGUGGAGGUUGAGUCAUCGCAUCUGCGGGCUCCUCCUCUACCAGUGGCUGAUGUCUCUCUUGCCAGCCCCAGCAGUUCCACAGAGACCAACCCUGCAAACUACUUCUCUGCGGGCCUCCCAACUGUUUCAGUGGAGCCACUGGCUCCACUUGAUGUGGGUUCUGAGAGCCUGAGGGUGGCAGAACCAAGGGCAACUGGAGGACCAUUGCAAGGCUUCUAUCCCCCAGCUUCAGCUGCAGUCCCAGUUCCAUCCGAGGCUCCCGCCCCCGCGGAAGCUGAGCUGGUACAGGUGAAAGUAGAAGCAAUUGUGAUUUCUGAUGAGGAGCCUGACGUGUCAGAGGAACAGCCUCGAGGUCCUGAGGGACUCUUCCCUCCUGGCGGAGCCAUGUAUGGUGGACAGCCCCCCCAGCCAGAGGCCUUUGAGGAGCCACGGGCAGCAGGAUUGGAGGAGGUGGGGCCCAGUGACCACUUCCUGCCGCCAGAUCCGCACCUACCCUACCAUUUGCUGCCAGGUCCAGGGCAGUAUCAUCGAGGACUGGUGACCUCGCCCCUGCCUGCUCCACCCACCCUGCAUGAGCCACUCUACCUGCCUUCUGAGUAUGAAACAGCCCCAGGAAGCUUUGGGGGUUUUACUGAGGAUGUUCCUACUUGCAAGACAUGUGGGAAGACCUUCUCAUGCUCUUACACACUGCGGCGUCACGCCACAGUGCACACGCGGGAGCGACCCUACGAGUGCCGCUACUGCCUGCGCAGCUACACGCAGUCAGGGGAUCUGUACCGCCACAUCCGCAAGGCUCACAAUGAGGACCUGGCCAAACGCAGCAAACCGGAUCCAGAGGCUGGCCCGGUCCUGGGAGCGCAGCCCCUCCCUGGCUCCCCGACCGCAGACAGACAGAACAGCAGUGCUGGAGGGCCACCCAAAGAUUUUGUAUUGGCUCCAAAAACUAACAUCCGGGAGAGCAUGCGCCGAUGCCAGGCCUGCUCUUGCCGCCACCGGGGGGCAGCACGGAAGGUGGAAGCACCUGAUUUCCUCCGCUGGGGAUGGAAUGAAGAUUCUGCCCAGGCUGAAGGUUCCUACCCUUUUCUUUUCCCAGCCAGAGAGGACUUUAUGGGUAUUGCGUCUCAGCCAACUCCUCGCCGCACUGGGAAUUUUCCUGAGAUGUAA
Messenger RNA from Budorcas taxicolor (takin), 1758 nucleotides. RefSeq names its product zinc finger and BTB domain containing 3 (gene ZBTB3). Gene Ontology annotation, biological process: regulation of transcription by RNA polymerase II. NCBI's taxonomy places the organism in Eukaryota, Metazoa, Chordata, Mammalia, Artiodactyla, Bovidae. The record is from RefSeq and is a predicted model, not a curated record. Gene Ontology annotation, molecular function: DNA-binding transcription factor activity, RNA polymerase II-specific; RNA polymerase II cis-regulatory region sequence-specific DNA binding; protein binding. Gene Ontology annotation, cellular component: nucleus.